UUUAUAAACUUACGACCAGCUGUUGCCAUUAAAGGGUACGGACGCUGACUGGUAGUUGUUAUAGAAGUUUUCACAAAGAUUUCUUUACACAAACAACAUAUUUGUGAAAAACUGGCUUGCAAUGAAGUUGAGUUAUAGUUCCAAAGCUGCAUUAUGGGGAUAGAAAGUCUCACUAUAGAAUUAGACAAUCCUGUUGGAAUUUAUUUUCCUGGAGAGGAAGUGUUUGGAGUAGUUCACAUCUCAAAUGUCAGCAGAAUAUACCUGGAAUGUCAAGGCUAUGCAAAAUUUUGUUUCAAUGAAUUGAGUAGUGAGACUUACUAUUCAGCUGAAGAAACUUAUCUAGACCUGAAAAUUCCUCUAAUUACCAAUGAAGGCAGAGAAACCUUUGAACUUGUCAGUGGAGUUCACCAAUUUCCAUUUGUGUUUGUACUUCCAGAAAAAAUUCCCUCUUCAUUUCAAACUGAGAUGUUGGAAAAAUUUGGCUAUGGCCAUGUCAAAUACUCAAUCAAAGUAGUUUUGAAGAGAUCUUCACGUCAAGCAAAUGGAGAAACCUGCUACAUUCCAUUCACUGGAGUUUUGAAGCCGUCAUGGAAACCAAAUUACGAAUAUGUCCUCGAUUUUACAGUUAAAACCAUUGUUGACUUAAAUACAAUCCCAAAAGCAGCACUACCAACGCAAUCAAUAAAAACCAAGCCCGUUUUUCGUUGGUUUUGCUGCCGAUCUGGACUUAUAACGGUAACACUGUAUCAAGACCGUACAGGCUAUGUCGCAGGUGAAACCAUUCUCUUGCAUGCAGAUGUAGACAACCAAAGCAUGACAACAUUGCUUGGUGCAACGGUUUUUCUCAUUAAGUUUAUUUAA
Molecule: messenger RNA, 861 nt
Organism: Daphnia magna
Lineage: Eukaryota; Metazoa; Arthropoda; Branchiopoda; Diplostraca; Daphniidae
Product: arrestin domain-containing protein 17-like
Exons: 6
Coding region: 154-861 (235 amino acids)
Biological process (GO): protein transport
Cellular component (GO): cytoplasm
Source: RefSeq, a predicted model, not a curated record